AUGAUUUUCAUACGACUUUUCCUCCUCUUGGGUCUGUCGACCCUGUUGGCCGCUGCGCCAACGCCCCAGGCCAGCGCCGCCAGCUCCUCGUCUGGGUUCUGGAUGGCCAAUAUCAAGCGCCAGGGCACAGUUGCAUUCGGUAACGCGACAGACUACCAGAUUUUCCGUAACGUUCACGACUUCGGCGCCAAAGGUGAUGGCUCGACCGACGAUACCGAUGCUAUACAAAAGGCCAUCUCAAGCGGAAACCGAUGUGAAGAGAACUGUGACUCAUCUACUGUUACUCCUGCUAUCGUCUACUUCCCGCCUGGCACAUACGUGGUGUCGCGCGCUCUCAACCAGUCGUAUUACACUCAGAUGAUUGGUGAUGCCACCGAUCUCCCUGUCAUCAAAGCCGCCAGAAGCUUCUCCGGCAUGGCUGUCAUUGAUGCUGAUCCCUACAUCAUGGGAGCCAACUGGUUCACUAACCAGAACAACUUCUUCCGUCAAAUUCGCAACUUUGUCAUCGAUCUUACCUCCAUGGACAUGAGCAGUGGCGCUGGUAUCCACUGGCAAGUAGCUCAGGCUACGAGUCUUCAGAACAUUCGCUUUGAAAUGGUCAAGGGAGGCGGUGAUGGCAAUAAGCAACAGGGUAUCUUCAUGGACAACGGUUCGGGCGGUUUCAUGACUGAUCUCACCUUCAACGGCGGCAACUACGGCAUGUUCUUGGGCAACCAGCAGUUCACAACUCGCAACUUGACCUUUAACGGAUGCAAUACGGCUAUCUUCAUGAACUGGAACUGGGCUUGGACUUUCAAGUCGGUUACUGUUACUGAUUGUGCCGUGGCGCUGAACAUGUCCAACGUUGCUGAUGCUAAUAACCAGACUGUUGGUUCGGUCAUGCUCUUGGACAGCUCUAUCUCGACCACCGACACUGCCAUUGUCACUGCUUGGUCUAAAGACAGCAUUCCGAUCGGUGGCGGUGCUCUUGUUAUUGACAACGUCGACUUCUCUGGCUCCAAGGUAGCCGUUGCCGGAAUUGGUGGUAAUACUAUCUUGGCUGGCGGUUCUAUUGUCGAUAACUGGGUCCAGGGCAAUACUUACACUACUUCCGGUGCUUCGAGCGUGAAGAAGCGUGAUAUCGAGUCUGUGGCCAGCCUUGAGGCCGACACGUGCCCUGCGCCUGAAGUUGUCACUGUCACUGUUGUUCAAGGCGCUGGAACGAAUCCCACUGUGCCUGCAAGUCAUGCUAGCGAUCGUAUUGCUGGCUCGACUGGCACUGAUGCUCCGGGUGGCUUGGCAACUACUAUUCCUGGCACCGACAUACCUGACCCUGUUACCACUGUCACUCCUACUGUUGGAGCUACUACUGCUACUGGAACUGCCCCUCAACAAACCACCGGUACUCCAGCACCGCCUGCCUCUAAUCCAGGCUCCGGCGAUGGAACGACUAGCCCUGUCUCGUCCCCAUCUGCCGCUACUAGUACUCCCUCCUCGCAACAUAGCCCAUCGAGCGGACAUGCGUCCGGAACGCCCUCCUCUGGUACCUGUGCUGCAUCUCCUGUGUCCAAGGCCCGAACUCAAGCAACUCUUGCCAAGUCAAGCAAGCCCUCUGUUCUCGUUGAGGGCUCUGGCAAAGUUUUUGAGCGUUCGAAGCCUUUGUAUGAAACUGUCGAUGCCUCAUCCUUUGUUAGCGUCAAAUCUGCUGGUGCCAAGGGCGAUGGUACUACUGACGACACGGAUGCCAUCCAAAAAGUCCUUGACAGCGCUACCUCUGACCAGAUCGUUUACUUUGAUCAUGGUGCCUACAUUAUCACUUCCACUAUCAAGGUACCCAAAGAUAUCAAGAUUGUCGGCGAAAUCUGGCCCCUUCUGAUGGCUUCUGGCAAAGCCUUCUCGGACGAGCAGAACCCAAUCCCCAUGCUCCAAAUUGGCCAAGCAGGCGAUUCUGGCGAUGUUGAGAUUUCUGACAUCAUGCUCGAAACCAAGGGACCCACUCCUGGUGCUAUCUUGAUGGAAUGGAACGUUGCUGGCUCCUCCCAGGGUUCUGCUGGCAUGUGGGAUGUCCACUUCCGCAUUGGUGGUUCCGCCGGAACGGAACUCCAGAGCGACAAGUGUGCCUAUAACCCUAAUGCGACCCAUAACGCCAACCCUGAGUGCGAGGGUGCUUUUAUGCUUUUGCACGUUACUGAAAAGGCCAGUGCUUAUGUCGAGAACGCCUGGUUCUGGGUUGCUGAUCACGAGCUGGAUCUCGCUGAUCACAGCAAGAUUGAUAUCUACAAUGGCCGCGGUGUGUUGAUUGAAAGCCAAAACGCCGUCUGGCUGUACGGCACAUCUUCUGAACACAGCCAGCUCUACGAAUACCAGAUCAACAAUGCGAAGAAUGUCUUUAUGGCUCUUAUCCAGACCGAGACUCCAUACUGGCAAUCCAACCCUACAGCUCUCGAGCCAUUCACCCCUCAGAGCAAGUGGAGUGACCCCGACUUCUCGACCUGCACGACUGACAGCUGCCGCAAAGCCUGGGGCUUGCGUGUCCUUUCCUCGUCCGACGUGCUUAUGUACGGCGGUGGCCUUUACAGCUUCUUCGAGAACUACAGCCAGACCUGUCUUGACAGCGAGGACUGCCAGGAGAACAUGGUCGAAGUCGACUGCUCCAGCGUGUCGCUAUACGGGCUGAGCACAAAGGCCAGCGUCAACAUGGUUACAUCGACCGACGGCAAAGGAUUAGUCGCUCAGUCUGAGAACCUGAGCAACUUUUGCUCCACCAUUGCCUUGUUCCAACAGUAA
Talaromyces rugulosus is the source of this 2766-nucleotide messenger RNA. RefSeq lists its product as uncharacterized. The transcript has 3 exons. NCBI's taxonomy places the organism in Eukaryota, Fungi, Ascomycota, Eurotiomycetes, Eurotiales, Trichocomaceae. The record is from RefSeq and is a predicted model, not a curated record. The coding region runs from base 1 to 2766 and encodes 921 amino acids.